GAAUUGGCGCUUUCGCUAACUUUCAACACAACUAUGCGCUCCGUGCCUCUCGUUGUCUCUGCUUUUCUCCUCCUCGCCUUUUGCUUCUCGGAAGGUAGAAUGGUGGGGACAUAUGGAGUGAACUAUGGAAGAAUAUCAGACAACAUUCCUCCACCGGAACAAGUUGCGGCUUUACUCCGAGCUAACAAGAUAAAGAACAUCAGGCUGUACGACGCGGACCACACGGUGUUGAAAGCCUUCAACGGGUCAGGAGUUGAGUUGAUCAUCGGGCUGCCCAACGAGUUGGUGACCGACAUGAGCUCAAGCAAGGAUCGGGCAGUCCAAUGGGUGAAGGACAACGUGGUGCCCUUUCUCCCGGGCACAAAAAUCGUUGGAAUCGCAGUUGGGAACGAGAUCCUAGGUGGAGGAGAUAUGCAACUCUGGCAGGUCUUAGUACCCGCGGUAAAGAAUAUUUACGCGGCGCUUCAAUCCCUCCAUCUAGCCAGAACCAUUGAAGUGUCAAGCCCACAUUCAGAAGCUGUGUUUGAGAGCACCUACCCUCCCUCACAAGGGGCAUUCAAGGAAAGCCUUCUCCCAGUCCUCAAACCACUUCUCCAGUUCUUUUCUCGCACGCGCUCCCCUUUCUAUAUCAACGCGUACCCCUUCCUCGCGUACAAGAACGACCCGGACCACAUAAACCUCCGGUAUGCGCUCUUUGAGUCCAACUCUGGCAUCAGCGACGCGAAAACCAAGCUGCACUACGACAACAUGUUUGAUGCCAUGGUGGACGCGUCCUACGUUGCCCUUGAGAAGGUGGGGUUCCCUAAAAUGGAAGUCAUAGUGUCUGAAACCGGAUGGGCUUCGCAGGGGGAUGGGGACGAAGCUGGUGCGAGUACCAAGAAUGCUAUGACUUACAACAAUAAUUUGCGCAAACGGUUACUGAAGAAGAAGGGGACUCCGUACAGGCCGAAAACCCCAGUGAAGGCUUAUAUUUUCGCUUUGUUCAACGAAAAUCUCAAGCCCGGGCCAACUUCCGAGAGGAACUUUGGGCUCUUCAAACAUGAUGGGAGCAUUGCUUAUAAGAAUGGCUUCAAGGGUCUCGUUUCUUCUUCGCCCCCCUCCUCCUCAUUUCUCUCCUCAACAACGGGAAUCUUGAUCUGCGCAGCGAUGAUGAUCAUGUGUUUAGGAUCGUGAGGCCCGCGAUUGAGGUUGAAUCUAUGGAGAAAAGCGAUAAUCAUAUAUGUUAUGUAAUGUACAUCAGAUAUUCAUUCAUUCAUCUCUUUUGAAUAUAGAAAUAAUGCUGUUGUUAGUUCGUCAUGUACUCUUGUUCUGUAUAUAUGCCUCACAGUUAUAUAGGUUUGUUCAUGCUUUUUGGCAACAUACAUGUUAGUGGUUGCCAUAUUUAUAUGUAUGUUGAGAAUGCUUAAGUGACCCUGCUGGAUGCCUUUG
Molecule: messenger RNA, 1428 nt
Organism: Cuscuta campestris
Lineage: Eukaryota; Viridiplantae; Streptophyta; Magnoliopsida; Solanales; Convolvulaceae
Source: the annotation of a GenBank genome assembly